AGUUAGGUACCAUGUAGGUAUUUGGAGAACACUGCUGCGCCAGUGCAAUAAACGGCCUCGCUCUGAACGCACGUAGUUUCAUUUAUAACACGUGGCGACGAUCGGUUUAAUUACAUACCUACUCACGCAAUAAAAGUUGAAGUUGUAAUAAAUAUUCAUAAUGAACAGUGCUAUCGGGAAUUUACCUUGUUACGAAGUAGGAAGUGAUUGGCGAGUUUUUAAGGAAAGAUUAAAAAUUUGGUUAGAUGUGAAUACCGUCAAACAAGAAAGCAAGGAAUUUUCGAAGAGCGAAUGGCACCGGGCUGUGUUACGCAGCGCACUCAACGAAACGGCGUAUAAGUUGGUACGCGAAUUAAUUGCUCCGAAAACAGUGACGGAGUUGUCGUAUGACGAGAUUAUAACUGCAAUAGACAAGCACCUUUUGCCAAAAAAAUCUCUGUUUGCGGAGCGGCACCACUUUCACAGUGCGACACAGAGAGUUGGCGAGGAAUAUGCACAUUGGGCCGCACGAGUUCGUCGCUUGUCUACGGAUUGCGAGUUUGGUUCAGUUGUCGAUGAAAUGUUGCGGGAUCGCUUUAUACUGGGUAUGCAACCUGGUGCGGAACGCAAUAAAUUGUUCUUAGAAGAACCGAAAGCGUUGACGCUGAAUAAAGCACUCGACAUAGCUGUGUCGGUACACAGCGCGAGACAAGCGGCGAGGCAGUCAGAGUCGGCGCCGGCGGCGUCGGCAGUGGGUACAGCGCAGGCGCAGCUCGCACUUGCGGACGUGUAUAGGGUUGCUGCAAGUUCGUCUAGCGGUGUACAGUGUGAUGUGUGCGGGUAUAAAAAUCACAAUGCCGAAAAGUGCAGAUUUAAAGGCUACAAGUGUAAAAAUUGCGGGCUUAAGGGCCAUUUAAAGCGCAUGUGUAAAAGCGAUAAGCGCGUAAAUAUGUUACAAGUUCAAUCUUCUGACGGAAGUAACGAUGAUGACGAUAUAGGAACUCUAAACACACAACGACGGAUAAAUCACCGGCGGAGCUAUUGUUUGGACGUAAUUUACGAACAAGACUGGAUGGCUUGAACGUUCACACGGAAAAAUCAACGUCA
Pectinophora gossypiella (pink bollworm) is the source of this 1086-nucleotide messenger RNA. RefSeq lists its product as uncharacterized. The coding region runs from base 161 to 1060 and encodes 299 amino acids. Lineage: Eukaryota; Metazoa; Arthropoda; Insecta; Lepidoptera; Gelechiidae. Gene Ontology annotation, molecular function: zinc ion binding; nucleic acid binding. The transcript is spliced from 2 exons. The record is from RefSeq and is a predicted model, not a curated record.